AUGGCUUUGACAAACGUUUUGUUGAUAAGUCAAGUUGCCGGAUAUGUCGUCGCUUCAAUACUGUCAUUAUGCAUUAUUGUACCUAUGAGUCUCCAUCAGGAUGAAUUUAAAGGACAUUGUCUUCUUUUUUCAACUGGAGUUUGGCAAGAAACAGACGGACAAUUAGUUGUCAGCUGGGGAUCACAAAUUUAUUGCAACUAUACGAUAUUCGUAGGAUUAAUCCUUCUGAUUACGUCUUUGGUACAAAUAUACAGACUCUCAAUGCUGAUGUAUCAUGGAGAAGAUAGUUCGUUUCUGUCAGCUUUUGUGGAUGUAGUCAGCUCAAUAUUCCUAGCGACUGUGACUCUGAUAGCUGCGACGUUUAUAACUCUCGGUUUCAUGACAUGGUGCCAAUGCAUGUCCAAGAGAUUUCCAUCUUGUGAUCUAGCAGCUGGUAAUGAUAUUGAUAAGAAUGACGGUAUUAAUACAUCUGGAUUUUAUAUUGAACUAGGUGUCGCUCAAUUUGGAGCCUGGAGCAGUCUUUCUAUUUGGGUUGGUCUUUCAGUUUUCGCUGUUCUUAAAUUACUCAAGUAUCAUCAGCUUGAAAACAUGAAAGUUUCCAUGUUUAGAGAAAGACAAAGAUUGAUAGAGGGUGCAGGUAUCAGCCAACCAUACGAAAUUAACUAA
This is a messenger RNA of Cotesia congregata, 666 nucleotides long. NCBI's taxonomy places the organism in Eukaryota, Metazoa, Arthropoda, Insecta, Hymenoptera, Braconidae. The record is from the annotation of a GenBank genome assembly.